AUAUUUCUGACAACCCAUUUGGUAACCAAGUCAAUCGACGCACAUAUGAAACUCUCGAAAUUCUCAGCGCUCGUUUCGGUCCGUGUUUUGGUUUUUUUUUUUGCUAGUGUAACUCAAGAUUUGCCGUAUUUGGUGUUCCUAUUUGGUGUGAGACCAUGUUGAAGGCGCAGCAGCUGAUGGCCAGGGACCAACAGGCGGCCAGGGCGAAGGAGGAGGCGCGUCGCAAGCGCGCCGAAAUGCGCCAAAGCUAUGGUAACAAGUUCUCCAGCAUAAAUCUGCACAGGAUGCGCCAGAAGCAGACAACCAGUGCCGGCGAUGCUGCCCACAGCAAGAAGGCGCCGGUGGAAACCAAUGCCGAUGCGCCGGCAAUGCCGACGACGAAUGAGAAGGAUGACCCCACACUGCGUCGCAUCGCCUCCAGUUUUGAGCACGUGCGGGAUUUGGUCAGCGGCAGCACCGUCGCCUUGCCCCUGGAGGAUGGCGAGGAUGACGCUCGCGAGGAGCGCACCGAGGUGCUCAUCUGUAGUCAGACAAUGCCGCCACCCGAUGAGCUGCCCGUUGACUUGCCAUCUCCUGGCAAAUCUGAGACGGAGUGGGAGCCCGAGCUCCAGUCGCAGUUCCAUCUGGAACCUGAACCGCAGCCUCAUCCGGAGCCCCCCAGCACAGACACUGCUGCUGCUGCCCAGAUCGCUGAAUUGACGGCAUCAGUCAUGUCGUCCAAAGUAAUGCCCGAUUUGCCGCCCACCGAAUCGCGGGCCUUCGAACGCUGGCAGCAUCUGGGCAGCACGGUAUCCGCACUUUUCCGCGCCCGGCGGAACAUCGACACCGCCGAGUCGCCGAUGGCGCAGACCCGACGACUGCGCGAGCAGCGCGAGCUGCUCGAGGCCUUCACCCGACCCUUUCUGUACGACGCCUACAGGCGGGAGUAAGUGGCUAGUGGUGCCGCCUGCGAA
This is a messenger RNA of Drosophila mauritiana, 953 nucleotides long. RefSeq names its product translation initiation factor IF-2. The record is from RefSeq and is a predicted model, not a curated record. Bases 156 to 929 code for a protein of 257 amino acids. The transcript has a single exon. Lineage: Eukaryota; Metazoa; Arthropoda; Insecta; Diptera; Drosophilidae.